Messenger RNA from Tarenaya hassleriana, 2738 nucleotides. RefSeq names its product 1-deoxy-D-xylulose-5-phosphate synthase, chloroplastic. Bases 276 to 2426 code for a protein of 716 amino acids. Gene Ontology annotation, cellular component: chloroplast. The record is from RefSeq and is a predicted model, not a curated record. The transcript is spliced from 10 exons. Gene Ontology annotation, biological process: terpenoid biosynthetic process; chlorophyll biosynthetic process. NCBI's taxonomy places the organism in Eukaryota, Viridiplantae, Streptophyta, Magnoliopsida, Brassicales, Cleomaceae. Gene Ontology annotation, molecular function: 1-deoxy-D-xylulose-5-phosphate synthase activity.
UCUCUCUUCUUCCACAGCAUUCCACCAUCUCUAACCACCACCACCAUAAUCAUCAUCAAUCGUAAUUGUAGCUUAUUUAUCCUCAUGACUACAUAAUUUUUAAAUUAACUAUUUAAUUUUUUACCCCUCUUUUUAACAGUUAUUUACUUAUUCAAUGACAAGAUUCUCGUGCUUAUAAUUUGGGUGGCACCUCCAGUUCAGGAAGUGUCGUCGACUCUCUCUCUCUCUCUCUCUCUCUCUCUCUCUCUCUCAGCUCUUUCUGAGUUUAUCAGAAAAUGGCUCUCUCUGCAUUUGCUUUUCCUUCUUACAUAAGCAGAGGAACUACACCGACAGACUCUUACAAAUCAGCACCUUUGUCUUCUUCAUCGUCCUUGUCAACAGAUUUUCCAUCUGUAUCCUCCGGAAAAACCACCGUCCAUUCCAAAAGAAAGCCGGGUGGUGUUUAUGCCUCACUUGCAGAGAAGGGUGAGUACUAUGCCAAUAGACCACCAACCCCUUUACUGGACACAAUCAAUUACCCAAUCCACAUGAAAAAUCUUUCUGUCAAGGAGCUGAAACAGCUGUCCGACGAGUUGAGAUCCGAUGUGAUCUUCAACGUCUCGAAAACCGGCGGACACUUGGGGUCUAGCCUCGGUGUCGUCGAGCUGACCGUCGCCCUUCAUUACGUCUUCAAUUCUCCUCAGGACAGGAUUCUCUGGGAUGUCGGUCACCAGUCUUAUCCUCACAAGAUUCUGACGGGGAGAAGAGGUAAGAUGAAUACACUGAGACAGACCAAUGGACUGUCUGGUUUCACCAAGCGAGCGGAGAGCGAGUACGAUUGCUUUGGCGCCGGUCACAGCUCCACAACCAUUUCUGCAGGCUUGGGUAUGGCAGUGGGAAGGGAUUUAAAGGGGAGGAACAACAAUGUGGUAGCUGUUAUAGGAGACGGUGCUAUGACGGCCGGGCAGGCUUACGAGGCCAUGAACAACGCCGGAUACUUAGACUCCGACAUGAUCGUAAUUCUCAAUGACAACAAGCAAGUCUCUCUGCCCACGGCUACAUUGGAUGGACCGGCCCCUCCUGUCGGAGCUUUGAGCAGUGCUCUUAGUAAGUUGCAGUCUAACCGACCUCUCAGAGAGUUGAGGGAAGUCGCCAAGGGUGUAACGAAGCAAAUUGGUGGGCCGAUGCACGAAUUGGCUGCAAAAGUUGACGAAUACGCUCGUGGAAUGAUAAGUGGGUCUGGAGCUACGCUGUUUGAAGAACUCGGUCUCUACUAUAUCGGUCCGGUUGAUGGUCACAACAUAGACGAUCUAGUGGCUAUCCUGAAUGAAGUCAAGAGUACACGGACAACUGGACCGGUCCUUAUCCAUGUUGUGACCGAGAAAGGUCGCGGAUAUCCAUACGCCGAGAGAGCUACCGACAAAUACCAUGGAGUUGUGAAAUUCGAUCCGGCGACCGGUAAACAGUUCAAAACCAGCGCGAAGACUCAGUCUUACACGACGUAUUUUGCCGAGGCUUUGAUUUCGGAAGCAGAGGCGGAUAAAGAUGUAGUUGCCAUUCAUGCGGCGAUGGGAGGAGGAACAGGGUUGAAUCUCUUCCAGCGUCGUUUCCCGACGAGAUGCUUCGAUGUCGGAAUAGCGGAACAGCACGCCGUUACUUUCGCUGCUGGUUUGGCCUGCGAAGGUGUCAAGCCGUUCUGCGCAAUCUACUCGUCUUUCUUGCAACGGGCUUACGACCAGGUUGUGCAUGACGUUGAUCUGCAGAAAUUGCCGGUGAGAUUCGCAAUGGAUAGAGCUGGACUUGUCGGAGCAGAUGGUCCGACGCAUUGUGGAGCUUUCGACGUUACGUUUAUGGCGUGUCUCCCGAAUAUGGUAGUGAUGGCUCCAUCCGAUGAGGCCGAGCUUUUCCACAUGGUCGCCACUGCUGCAGCCAUAGACGACCGUCCUUCUUGCUUCCGUUACCCGAGAGGAAAUGGCAUCGGUGUCCCACUUCCCCUGGGAAACAAAGGGGUUCCUCUCGAGAUCGGGAGAGGUAGGAUACUGAUGGAAGGCGAGAGGGUUGCGCUCUUGGGCUAUGGCUCGGCGGUUCAGAGCUGUGUAGCGGCGGCGGCCAUGCUCAAAGACCGAGACGUGAAUGUAACGGUUGCGGAUGCGAGAUUUUGCAAGCCGCUGGACCGUGAUCUCAUCCGAAAACUGGCUAAGUCUCACGAGGUUCUGAUCACAGUCGAAGAAGGAUCGAUUGGCGGGUUUGGCUCUCACGUUGUACAGUUCCUCGCUCUCGACGGUCUUCUUGACGGCAAACUCAAGUGGACACCGAUGGUGCUGCCAGAUCGAUACAUUGACCACGGAUCGCCGUCAGAUCAGCUGGCCGAGGCCGGGCUGACGCCUUCCCAUAUCGCGGCCACCGUCAUGAACUUACUCGGCAGCCCGAGAGAAGCCUUGUUUUGAAAGAACACGACAAAGCCGAUGAUACGAUACAAUUCUUUCGACACUGUGGAGCAGAAACAGGAUCUAACCAUGCGAGCAGGAACCGUGUUAGAUAGAGUUCCCUCCAGACGGAAAAUGUCGGAAGAUCUUCUGCAACUGUCGGAACUGGACAGAGGUGGUUGCAGAAAGAUGAAGAUGGAGUUAUAGAGCCGUUGAAGAAACUGCAAAUCUUAUCAUUUUGUAUCAAAAGUAUUAGUUUUUUUUUUAAAUUUCUGGGUGUGAUAAUAAAAUUGGUUUCUGAAUAUAUACAUCUAUUGAAGAACAGUUCCCACA